This is a messenger RNA of Pseudoliparis swirei, 1951 nucleotides long. RefSeq names its product protein disulfide isomerase family A, member 6 (gene pdia6). Gene Ontology annotation, biological process: response to endoplasmic reticulum stress. Gene Ontology annotation, molecular function: protein disulfide isomerase activity; protein-disulfide reductase activity. Gene Ontology annotation, cellular component: endoplasmic reticulum lumen. The transcript has 13 exons. NCBI's taxonomy places the organism in Eukaryota, Metazoa, Chordata, Actinopteri, Perciformes, Liparidae. The record is from RefSeq and is a predicted model, not a curated record. Bases 88 to 1416 code for a protein of 442 amino acids.
CCGUAUUACUUUCCCUGGGAGAAGCAGCGGCGGUAGUCUGCGUGUGUCGCUAACAGAGGAGACGGUCCCAGACAGCUAGCAACAACCAUGAGACUGCUUUUACUUGGAGUGCUGGGCUGCUCCCUGGUCCUCUCUGUCCGAGCCUUUUACUCCGCUAGCGAUGAUGUUGUUGAGCUCAGCUCCUCCAACUUCAACAAGGAGGUGCUCCAGAGUGACAGUCUGUGGCUGAUUGAGUUCUACGCUCCCUGGUGUGGCCACUGUCAACAUUUAACUCCUGAUUGGAAGAAGGCGGCGACCGCCCUCAAGGGUAUUGUGAAGGUUGGUGCAGUAGAUGCAGACCAGCACAAGUCACUGGGGGGCCAGUAUGGCGUCAAUGGUUUCCCCACCAUCAAGAUCUUUGGAGCCAAUAAGAACAAGCCAGAGGACUACCAAGGUGCACGCAGUAGCCAAGCCAUCGUGGAUGGAGCCAUGAACCUUUUGCGCACUCUGGUGAAGGAUAGAAUGAGCGGCAAGUCUGGCAGCUCCGGCAGCUCUGGCUCCAAACAGCAGAAUGGUGGCGGCAGUAAGAAGGAUGUGGUCGAGCUCACUGAUGACAACUUUGACAAGAUGGUGUUGGAGGGUGAUGGGGUGUGGCUGGUGGAGUUCUUCGCCCCCUGGUGUGGACACUGCAAAAGUCUGGAGCCUGAGUGGGCAGCUGCAGCCUCGGCUGUCAACGAGCAGACCAAGGGCAAAGUGCGCCUCGGCGCUAUGGAUGCUACUGUGCACCAGGCUGUGUCCGGCCGCUACGGGAUCCGUGGAUUCCCCACCAUCAAGAUUUUCCGCAAAGGCGAGGAGCCCGAAGACUACCAAGGAGGCCGCACCCGUGGAGACAUCAUCCAGAAGGCGUUGGAUAUGUUCUCUGACCACGCUGCUCCUCCUGAACUGCUGGAGAUCCUCAAUAAAGACAUCUUGACGAAGACCUGUGAGGACAGUCAGUUGUGUGUUAUUGGUUUUCUGCCACACAUCCUGGACACAGGCGCAGCAGGUAGAAACGACUAUUUAAAGGUGAUGAUGCAGAUGGCUGAGAAGUACAAGAAGAAGACGUGGGGCUGGCUGUGGCUUGAAGCUGGAGCUCAGAUGGAGCUGGAGGCCUCUCUUGGUAUCGGUGGAUUUGGCUAUCCUGCGAUGGCGGCCAUCAACUCACGCAAAAUGAAAUUUGCUCUGCUCAGGGGCUCCUUCAGCGAGACCGGCAUUCACGAGUUCCUCAGGGAGCUCUCCGUCGGCCGUGGCUCGACUUCCACUUUGGGAGGCGGAGCCUUGCCCAAGAUUCACACUGUUGAACCCUGGGACGGCAAAGAUGGACAGCUUCCGGUGGAGGAGGACUACGACUUCAGUGACGUAGACCUGGAUGAUACCUUAGAUAAAAUUGAGUUAUGAGCCCAAACAAGGUUUUAACCGACUUGGGUCAAUCUUGUCUGGUCCUGUGCGACCCGCCUCCCCUCUCCUGUGGACGAAUGGGAGGCCGGGUCGCCCAGUUAAUUAAAUAUUCCAGAAAAGACACAUGAGAGACACAUGCAGUUUCUCGCAUCUUUGUCAGUCACACAUGGGGGGGGGAGAGGUUUGGGCUAUGUAUCAUGUCUAUGAAGUGCCUCACAUACCUGCUGAACAUUAGAAGCUGCAUAUUUAUAGGUGGCACCCAGCGGAGAGGGGGAGGAGUCAAUGAAGGUGGCAUUUCAGUUGUUCAUUCAAGUCAUUUUUGAACAUUGUUCCCCUUUUCAGCCGCCCUCGAGAACGAAUUUAAAUAUGUGCACAGAGGAACACUUCAAUGUCCAACCUUAUGUGACUCUUUAUAUUUUCAUGUCUGUCCACAAGAGGAUACUGUGGGACUUGUGUAGAUUUUUCUUACACGACUUUUAUUUCAAUUGUGUGAAAACAAAAUGUUUGUUACAAAAAUAAAAAGGAAUAAAAACAA